GGGAUUUUUUGGUAGGUUUUCUACAUAUAGUAUCAUGUCAUAUGUAAAUAGUGGAAGUUUUACUUCUUUCUUACCAAUUUGGAUCCCUUUUAUUUCUUUUUUUGCUCUCUGAUUGCUGUGGCUAGGACCUGUACUAGUAUGUUUAAUAAAAGUGGUAAGAAGAACUUCGUUGUCUUGUUGCUGACCUUAGGGGAAAAGCUCUCAGUUUUUCCCCACUGAGUAUGAUUUUAGCUGUUGGAUUUCCAUGGAUGGUCUUUAUUAUUUUGAGGUAUGUUUCCUCCAAACCUGCUUUGUUGUGGGUUUUUAUCAUGAAUGGAUGUUUUAGUUUUUCAAAUGCUUUUUCUUCAUCUAUUGAAAUCAUCAUAUGGUUUUUAUCCUUUUUCUUAUGAUGUGAUGUAGUAUGUUGAUUGAGUUUUGAAUAUUGAACCAUGCUUGAAUCCUGGGAAUAAAUCCCACUUGAUCGUGGUGAAUUAUUUUUUAAAUGUAUUGUUAGAUUUGAUUUGCUAGUAUUUUGUUGUGGAUUUUUGUACCUAUGUUCAUUAGGGAUGUUGGCCUAUAGUUCUCUUUUUUAAUGGUGUCUUUAUCUGGUUUUGGUAUCAGGGUAAUGCUGGCCACAUAGAAUGAGUUGAGAAGUUGUCUUUCCUCUUCUAUUUUUUAGAAUAAUUUGAGAAGAAUCAGUAUUAAUUCUAAGAAUAGGUAUUAAUUCUUCUUUAUAUGUUUGGUAGAAUUCACCUGUGAAGCCAUCUGGUCUUGGACUUGGACAUCUGUUUGUUGCAAGUUUUGUUUGAUUACUGAUUCAAUUUCAUUGCUGGUAAUAGGCAUGGUCAAAUUUUCUAUUUCUAUUUCACUUUUGUUAGUUUAUAUGUUUCUAGGAAUUUAACUGUUUCUUCUAGGUUGUCCAUGUUGUUGGCAUAUUGUGUUUCAUAAUAUUCUCUUAUAACUAUAUUUUUGUGGUGUUGUUUAUUUCUUCUCUGUCAUUGGUGAUUUUAUUUAUUUGAGUACUUUCUCUCUUUUUCUUGAUAAGACUGGCUAGAGGUUUACUAAUUAAUUUUUUCAAAGAACCAGCUCCUGGUUUCAUUGAUCUGUUCUAUGGGUUUUUUUAGGUUCUAUAUCAUUUAUUUCUUCUCAAAUCUUCAUUAAUUUCUUCCUUGUGCUGGUUUCAGGUUUUGUUUGUUGUUCUUUUUCUACCUCCAGAUGUAAGGUUAGGUUGUUUGAGAUUUUUCUUGCUAUAAACUUCUCUCUUAGAACUGCUUUUGCUUUAUCCCCAAAUUUUGGGACCAUUGUGUUUUUACUUUGAUUUGUUUCCAUGUACAUUUUAAUUUCUUCUUUGAUUUCCUGGUUGACCCAUUAAUUGUUCAGUAGUAUAUUGUUUAAGUUCCACGUAUUUGUGGCUUUCCAGAUUUUCUCUUGUGGGCGAUUUCUAGUUUCAUAGCAUCGUGGGCAGAAAAGAUGUAUGGUAUGACUUAAAUCCUGAAUAUGUUAAGGCUUGUUUUAUGGCCUAUAUGUUAUCUAUUCUGGAGAAUGAUCAGUGUGCCCUUGAGAAGAAUGUGUAUUCUGCUGUUUUAGAAUGCAGUGCUCUAAAUAUAUCUGUUAGAUCCAUGUGGUUCAAUGUGUCAUUUAAAGCCAUUGUUUCCUUGUUCAUUUUUCUGCUUAGAUGAUUUGUCCGUUGAUGUAAGUGGGGUAUUUAAGUUCCCUAUUAUUAUUGUGUUAUUAUUGAUUCAUUCCUUUAUGUUUGUUAUUAACUAUUUAAUAUAUUUGUAUGCUUCUAAUGUUGAGGGUAUAAAUUUUUACAACUGUUAUAUAUUCUUGUAUAAUUCCCUUUAUUAUUACAUACUCUCUCUCCAUCUUUGUCUCUUGUUAGUCUUUGUUUUAAAGUCUACUUUGUCUGAUAUAAAUAUUGCUACUGUGGCUUUCUUUUGAUAUUUUUUUGCAUCAUAGAUGUUUUUCUAUCCCCUCACUUUUGAUAUGCAGAUGUCUUUAGGUCUAAAAUGAGUGUCUUAUAGGCAGCAUAUAGCUGGGUCUUAUUUUCAUCCAUUCUGACACCCUAUGUCUGUUGAUUGGAGCAUUUAGUCUAUUUACUUUCAAAGUAAUUAUUGAUAGAUAUAUAUUUAUUACCAUUUUAUUACUUGUUUUGUGUUUGUUUCUGAAGACUUUCUCUGAUUCUUUAUUGUAUGUCUCUCUUAUGGUUUGCUGAUUUUUUUAGUGAUAUAUUUGGAAUUUUUCUCUUUAUUCUUUGAAUUUUUAUUAGUUGUUUUUAAUGUAUGGUUACCAUUCUGUUUGUAUAUAAUCUCUUCUUCAUAUAACAGUCUAUAUUAAUUUGAUGGUCAUAUAAGUUUGAACCCAUUCUUGUCCCCAUGUUUUACGUAUAUGGUGUCAUAUUUUAUAUCAUUUUAUUUUGUGGGGUCUUUAACUUUUUUUACAGAAAAAUAUAUUUUUACUACUUUUGUAUCUCAUACCUUCAUACUGUCACUUUUGGUUUCUCCUUUCCACUCAGAGUCCACUUUAGUAUUUCUUACAGGGUUGGUUUAGUGGUCAUGGACUCCUUCAGUGUUUGUUUGUCUGGGACACUUUAUCUCUCCUCCUGUUCUGAAUGAUAGCCUGGCUCGAUAGAGUAUUCUUGGCUGCUGAUUCAGCACUUUGAAUAUGCCAUGCCCCUCCCUUUUGGUUUGCCAAGUUUCUGAUGAAAAAUCCCCUGCUAUCCUUAUGGGGCUUCCUUUUGUAUGUUAUGUCUUCUUUGGUCUUGCUGCUUUAUAACUUUUUCUUUUUCGCUAUAUUUUGGCGAUUUAAAUACAAUAUAUCUUGGUGUGGGUCAGCUUUUGUUGAUUUUGAUGGGAUUUCCCUUAGUCUCCUGAAUCUGGAUAUCUGUUUCCUUCCUCAGAUUAGGGAAGUUUUCAGCUAUUAUUUCUUUUAAUAAAUUUUCUGCCCCCUUUUCUCUGUCUUCUCCUUCUGGGACUCCUGUACUAUAAAUGUUAUACAUUUGAUAGAGUCACUGUAUUCCCUAAAUCUAUUCUCAUUUUGCACAAUUAUUUUUUCUUGCUUUUGUGCAGCUUGGCUAGUUUUCAUUACUCUGCUUUCUAGGUCAUUAAUUACUCCCUCUGCUUUUUCCAGCCUUCUCUUCAUUCCAUCAAGAAUGUUUCUCAGUUCAUUUAUGCAUUUUAUCUCUGUGUUAUUCCUUAUCUCUGUGUUAUUUGUCUCACUCAUGUCUUCCACUGUUUCCUCAAGCCAAGUGAGUACCCUUAUGAUCGUUGCUUUACAUACUCCAUCAGGCAUGUUACUUAUAUCUGUUUCACUUAGAUCGCUGGCUGUGGUUUUGUCCUGUUCUUUCAUAUGGGAUAUAUUUCUCUGUCUUCUCAUUUUGUGUAAGUCUCUAUGUCUGUUUUUCUGUGUUAGGGAAGUCAGCUAUGUCUCCUGUUCUUGUGGGUCAUGGCGUUAUGAAGAAGAGGUCCUGUAGUGGUUUUCCCUAUUUCCCAGGGUCUGGCAUUUUGGGCAGUGUCUUCUAGUGUGCUCUGUGUACUGUAAUGUUUAUUCCUGGCCACUUUAUCCUUCAGGCCAGUCAUCUGCAGAGACUUUCUUUGCCUUUUGUGAGCAAUGUUUGGUCCUUGGACUGAAUGUGGCCCAUUUUGACUAGGUAUGCUCUGGUCUGCUUGUGAAAUGAGACCUUUUCACUGCUGCCAAAACCAAUACUGCAAAUAUCCCAAGUGGGUGGAUGCAGUGUGAGAAGAGGUUUAGACUAGUCUCGAUUCAGAGGUCCACAGUACUGCCACUGAGGCAAGUGAAAGUGGCACUUCCAGAAUUGUGGUUCUACCAGGGUAUGGAGAGUGGGGUUUGGUGUAAACAAGUUAGGUAGCAAGUGUUGGCACAGCAAUGUUUUCCACAGGUAGCCCUGUGCUUUUGAAGAAAGGCAGCAGAGGGAAAUGGCACCUUCCAUUGCCGCCUUUCUGGGAUGCAUUCUGAAAUGAGCAAAUAAACUCCCCAUAUUGUGGCCUAGGUGCUCUUCAGAUCACUGUUGCCAUGCUGUUUGUCCAUAGGUCUUUUUGCCUGCCUGCCUUCUCUCCAACAGCAGCCGUAAUAUCCUCUAGGCUCUAUUGCAGCCAAGCCCAUUGACCUUUACAAUUCCAGGGUUUAAGCCCUGCUUCUUGUCAGAAGUCAUGAAAUUCAGCCCCUCUUACUUUCCAAGACAGUUUCUACAGGGAUUUUAUUUUCCCCUUGUGCUUCCCUGUAUGUUAGUCUACCUCUCACUUUUCUCUGUGAUUGCAGCUCCCUCCCUACUGCAGUGGGGAAGAUGUUUCCCUCCCAAACUGUGUCUCUGCACUUCCUACCUUCUUCGAUGUGGCCUUUUCUCUACCUUUAAUUGUGGAGUUUGUUCUGUCAAUUUUUUUUAUGUCAAUUUCUGAGGUAUUAGGUGAUUUGAUAGUUAUCUAGUUGUUUUCUGGGAUGAGGUGAGCCUAGGGUCCUCCUACUCCACUGCCAUCUUCUAACCUUGGUGUUUCCAUUUAAAUAGGAUGGACAGAUUGGGUCUCACUGAGCAAAAAACUCCUUUUAAGGAGGGAUUAUGGAGUAAUGGAUAUGGAAAUAUGGAAAUCGAAAGGGUAUUCCAGGUAGCGGGAAGAGCCAGUGCAUGUGUUUUAUUGCAUUAUUGAAGAAGAGUAAGGUGGUCAGUGUGACUGGAGCUGAGGGAAUUAAAGCGACAGUAGCAAGAAAUGAGGUUAGAGGGGUCUGAAGAGAGUACAGAUCAGUAGGGCCUUGCAGGAUUACAUGUAAGAUGUGUUGGGGAAGGACUUUGGGUGCCAGGGGAAUGCUCUUUGAUAAGAUGCUUGACUCCCUGGAUUAAGAUGUGAAAAGACAGUUAAAGGGGGUAUCUGUGAAUUUGAGAUUACUAUGAAUUGUUUCAAGUCAGUAAUUCAGUCCUAGUAUUGUAGAUCUUGAUUAUACUAACUGAAAAGUUGGUAUGUUGACUGAAAGUUAGCAUGCACUUUUGUAACCAGAUAGGUUUGUGGUCCUUGGACAGAUCACUUAGCCUCUUUCAAGCUUCAGUUUCAUCAUUUGUAAAAUGAAAACUUUUGACCAGAUUAUCUUAAAUUCUGCCCAACUUUAAUAGUCUCUAAUGCCAUACUAUGUGAUUAAAUAUAGAAAAAAAUUUAAUAAAAAAAGUGAGAGUAGAAAAUAAAACUCAAAUUUCUUCCCAUAAGAGAAGGUGAAAAUAUUACUAGCAAUACUUUUUUUCUUGUUUCUGUUACCCCAUGAUCAAACUGUCAACAUACAUUCAAUUGAGAUAUAUAUUUAAAGCAUUCUAGACAUAUUUAAACCUUAAGUUAGAUAAUUUGACUAAAUUAAAUCAUAUUUCACCUAAUUUACAUUCUCACUUUGAAGAUACAGAUGUGCAUUUAAUUUUGAGUUUAUAACCCCAAAGAAUGGAAAAAGAAGAAAAGCAGCAAUUACUUGAAGAAUUGUCUAAUAUACUUACUAAUAAGACAGGUGGACAGGUACAUAUCUGGAAUGUGGCAGGGUAGUUGAGGUACUUUUGAUUUGACAUUUCUCACUCUGAUUUUAUAAUAUAGGUAAUCCUGAAGCUUGCCAUGGGGCAUAAAAGUUUUCUUUAACCCAGAAGGAAAAUUAAAGAGAAAAUGCCACAUAGAGAUAGUCCUGCUGUGGAUUGAUCUCUCUUAAAAUGGCUUCAGUUCCCCCUUCUUUUUUCUCCUAGGCAAUAAAGAUUGAUUGAGAACAUUCAAAUAAAAACUUUGGCAGAUGAUGUGCGUGACCGAAUUACAAGUUUUAGAAAAUCUACUGUCAAAAAAGAAAAACCUUUUAUUCAGCAUCCUAUUGAUUCUCAAGUUGCAAUGAGUGAGUUUCCAGCAGCUCAGCCAUUGUAUGAUGAACGAUCGUUGAAUUUGUCAGAAAAGGAAGUACUGGAUCUUUUUGAAAAAAUGAUGGAGGACAUGAACCUUAAUGAAGAACGGAAAGCUCCUUUACGAAACAAAGAUUUUACCACCAAGCGUGAGAUGGUUGUCCAGUAUAUUUCUGCUACUGCCAAAUCUAUAGUUGGAAGUAAAGUUACGGGAGGGCUGAAAAACAGCAAACAUGAAUGCACCCUGUCUUCACAAGAAUAUGUUCAUGAAUUACGAUCUGGUAUUUCAGAUGAGAAACUUCUUAACUGCCUUGAAUCUCUGAGGGUUUCUUUAACCAGCAAUCCCGUCAGCUGGGUUAACAACUUUAGCCAUGAAGGUCUCGGACUCUUAUUGGAUGUGCUGGAAAAGCUUCUGGACAAGAAACAGCAAGAAAACAUAGACAAGAAGAAUCAGUAUAAACUUAUUCAGUGCCUCAAAGCAUUCAUGAAUAAUAAGUUUGGAUUGCAAAGGAUUCUAGGAGAUGAAAGGAGUCUUUUGCUAUUGGCAAGAGCAAUUGAUCCCAAACAACCCAACAUGAUGACUGAAAUAGUAAAAAUACUUUCUGCUAUUUGCAUUGUUGGAGAAGAGAACAUUCUUGAUAAACUUUUAGGGGCAAUAACUACAGCAGCAGAAAGAAAUAAUAGGGAACGAUUUUCACCUAUUGUGGAAGGAUUAGAAAAUCACGAAGCUUUGCAAUUACAGGUGGCCUGCAUGCAGUUUAUAAAUGCCCUUGUCACUUCACCCUAUGAGCUUGAUUUUAGAAUACAUUUAAGGAAUGAAUUCCUGCGUUCAGGACUAAAAACAAUGUUACCAGAUCUAAAAGAAAAAGAGAAUGAUGAGCUUGAUAUUCAGUUGAAAGUAUUUGAUGAGAACAAAGAAGACGACCUGACUGAAUUAUCACACCGUCUCAAUGACAUUCGAGCAGAAAUGGAUGAUAUGAAUGAAGUGUAUCAUCUUCUGUAUAACAUGUUGAAGGAUACUGCUGCUGAAAAUUACUUAUUAUCCAUUCUACAACAUUUUUUGCUCAUCAGAAAUGAUUAUUAUAUCAGGCCACAGUAUUACAAGAUAAUUGAGGAGUGUGUUUCACAGAUAGUGCUGCACUGCAGUGGUAUGGACCCAGAUUUCAAGUAUAGGCAAAGAUUAGACAUUGAUUUCACACAUCUGAUAGAUUCAUGUGUGAACAAGGCAAAAGUUGAAGAAAGUGAACAGAAAGCAGCAGAAUUUUCAAAGAAGUUUGAUGAAGAAUUCACAGCUCGACAGGAAGCUCAAGCUGAACUUCAAAAAAGAGAAGAAAAAAUUAAAGAGCUUGAGACAGAAAUCCAGCAACUUCGAACCCAGGGACAUGGACUCUCAGGAAUUCCAGGCCCUUCUCCAGGGCCAGGUGGUGGGUUAUCCCCACCACCACCACCUCCACCAGCACCAUCUCUGCCUGGAGGAGCUCUCCCUCCUCCUCCACCUCCUUUACCUGGAAUGACUGGUAUACCACCACCACCACCACCACCACCUUUGUUUGGGGCACCUGUUCCACCAUUUCCCCCAGGCAUUCCUCCUCCUCCAGGAGCACCACUGGAUCUGCCUUAUGGGAUGAAGCAGAAAAAAAUAUAUAAACCUGAGGUACCCAUGAAGAGAAUCAAUUGGUCAAAGAUUGAGCCCAAAGAAUUAUCUGAGAACUGUUUCUGGUUAAAAGUUAAGGAGGACAAGUUUGAAAAUCCAGAUCUCUUUGCAAAAUUGGCACUGAACUUUGCUACCCAGAUAAAAGUUCCAAAGAAUGUAGAAGCUUCAGAAGAAAAGAAGACCCUGCCUGCAAAGAAGAAAGUGAAAGAAUUGAGAAUUUUGGAUCCCAAAACGGCCCAGAAUCUGUCUAUCUUCUUAGGAUCAUAUCGUAUGCCAUAUGAAGAUAUAAAAAACAUCAUUCUGGAGGUUAAUGAAGACAUGUUGAGUGAAGCCUUAAUUCAGAACCUUGUAAAACAUCUUCCUGAGCAGAAAGUACUCUGUGAAUUAGCACAGCUGAGGAAUGAGUAUCAUGACCUCAGUGAGCCUGAACAGUUUGGAGUUGUGAUGAGCUCAGUGAAAAUGUUGCAGCCUCGUCUCAAUAGCAUUCUAUUCAAGCUCACGUUUGAAGAACAUGUAAACAACAUCAAACCAAGCAUCAUAGCAGUAACUCUUGCCUGUGAAGAACUGAAGAAAAGUGAAAGCUUUAACAAACUUUUAGAGUUAGUUCUUUUGGUUGGAAACUACAUGAACUCAGGCUCGAGAAAUGCCCAGUCUUUGGGUUUUAAGAUCAACUUCCUUUGUAAGAUCAGAGAUACUAAGUCAGCAGAUCAAAAAACAACCCUCUUGCAUUUUAUUGCUGAAAUUUGUGAGGAAAAAUACCGGGAUAUCCUGAAAUUUCCUGAAGAACUGGAACAUGUUGAAAGUGCAAGCAAAGUUUCAGCUCAAAUUCUCAAGAACAACCUUGCAACAAUGGAACAACACAUUGUUCAUCUGGAACAUGAUAUCAAGAAAUUCCCCGAAACAGAAAAUAGACAUGAUAAGUUUGUGGAGAAGAUGACAAGCUUUACAAAGAGUGCCAGAGACCAGUAUGAAAAACUGUUCACCAUGCACAACAACAUGCUAAAGCUCUAUGAGAAUCUUGGAGAAUACUUUAUUUUUGACUCUAAAACAGUGAGCAUAGAAGAAUUCUUUGGUGAUAUCAGCAACUUCCGAACUUUAUUUCUGGAAGCAGUGAAAGAAAACAACAAGAGAAAAGAAAUGGAAGAGAAGACUAGGAGGGCAAAGCUCGCAAAAGAGAAAGCUGAACAAGAAAAGUUAGAACGCCAGAAGAAAAAGAAACAACUCAUUGAUAUAAACAAAGAGGGUGAUGAGACUGGAGUAAUGGAUAAUCUUCUAGAAGCCCUACAAUCAGGUGCAGCAUUCCGAGACCGCAGAAAGCGAAUUCCAAGGAAUCAAGGUAAAAUCAAUUCUAGCCUACAUGAUAUUAUAAAAUGUGAAUGUUCUUCGCCAAAUACCACCCUCUGAAAAACCAUCCCUAUGAAUAUUUUUUUAACAGUUGAUCUCAGUUCAUGUGUGAAAAAGUCUCAAUAGGCUUCUAUGUCUAUGUGAUCACAAGUUUCAACUUGGUAAAAGCGUCUUCAAAUAACUAUAGACUUUGCAAGAAUUUUCAGAAACAAGGACUCAGCUGUGUUUCAUAUUAAAUAUUUUAAUUGUUAUUUUAUGUGCAUGUGGUUUGGGUGGAAUGUGGCUUAAAACCAUAAAUGAAAUUAAAUUACUAAAAGUAAUUGGCCCUAGGGAUGUCACAUUGGCUAUUCACAGGUUAGGGAAACUGAAACAAUGCUCUUUUCUAGAGGUUAUUUUGGCUCUUUAGUACAAUCCAUUCUCCAUUCUCCAUGUUAAUAAAGAGAGGAGAAGAACAGAUAAUCUAAGAUCCUCAAAAGUCUGAAAGCAUUUGAACCCCUUUUUCAUGUAUUUUUUAAUUAGUAAUAAAACCAGAUUAUGAAAAUUGAUCUCAGUGGAAGAAAAACAAAAAAAAAGAAGCCAAAUAGCCUUCCUCACUCAAAUAGUACUAGAAAGUUGUCUGUUUUCUCUGUUCAUACCCUAUGGCUGAGGAAGUAAUAGUUCCUUUCAGAAUAAUCCAAGCUGAGCUAUCCACCUCCUUUAAGGAAAUUUCUAUAUUUUUAAUUUAUAUCUUUUUUGGAAGAAGAAGAAAUUAGGUGUUUUAAUUUUAAAAGUCCUCUUGAUGGGCUAUGGAGCUAUAUGGAGAAGUAAAUGGAAAAAGGAAAAUUAAUAGUAAAUAUGUAAAUUCUACUUAAUUUAGAUUAAUAAGAUUUGACUUGAAUAGUCUGAAAUUCAAAAAAUAUUUUGUAUUUGGACUGGAAAAUAUGUCUUCAGAAUGGAAAGUGGUAGUUCUUUCAAACCACAAUACUCCAACAAACCAGUAAAAGGAAGUGGAGCCCAGUACAGAGUUGUCGGGAAAGCUUGUGGUAAUGAUGAAAUUUAUGGAGGAAGAUAAGAAUAUAAGUUAUGUUCAUCUUUUUUGCAUUUGGGUGAAUUUUGAUGGAUAUAAAGAUAUUGGAGAUGGCCUACAAAAAGAGUGAAAGACUGGAGGAAAGAAAAGUAAAAUCUCUAUUUGUAUAUUCAUAUUAAUUUUUAAGGUAAUGCUGCAAAGCAGAAUACUAGGAGCACUACUAAUCUGUAACUAUGAAGCAGCCAUUCCAUAUAUCCUCAGUCUUUAUCUGUAAAAUGAGAAAGUCCUAUCAUGCUAUCAGAGACCCCUUCUACCUCUUAAGGAAAAUAGAAACCUUCACUGUUCUUUCUUGAACUCUCAAAGCAUUAAGAGUAAAAAAGCAAACUGAAAUAACUUUUUUUAUUGAUUCAGUUCUCUGCUAAGCAGCUGAUAAGUAUAAGCAUGUUAUUCUGUGCCAUAAGAGAACUGCAUUAUCUUUCUAGGCUGUUUAUUUUUAAAAUAUAUUUGCUAAGGCCCCUGUUUGAUUAGUCUCACAUCUCAUACUGACUCUAGAGAGAUUGUACUGAGAAAGAGAGAGAUCAUUCCAUGGGAUUUCUGUGAGUUUGGUACUCAAGGGAUACAGUGUCAUCAACUGUGAAAUAUCAACAGUAGAUUCACAAGCUGCAUAAUUUUACAGUACUCAUUCCAAGUAAUCUAAAUUGGGGCCUCCUUUGGUUUGUAGCUAGAAUGCCUCCAUGAACACACAGGGUGAAAAAUAUCAGCACAUCUAGUCCUGGCAGUCAU
Acinonyx jubatus (cheetah) is the source of this 10632-nucleotide messenger RNA. RefSeq names its product diaphanous related formin 2 (gene DIAPH2). Gene Ontology annotation, cellular component: actin filament; cytoplasm. Gene Ontology annotation, biological process: actin cytoskeleton organization; actin filament polymerization. Gene Ontology annotation, molecular function: actin binding; small GTPase binding; microtubule binding. Bases 5838 to 8903 code for a protein of 1021 amino acids. NCBI's taxonomy places the organism in Eukaryota, Metazoa, Chordata, Mammalia, Carnivora, Felidae. The record is from RefSeq and is a predicted model, not a curated record. The transcript is spliced from 27 exons.